Beta vulgaris subsp. vulgaris (sugar beet) is the source of this 1190-nucleotide messenger RNA. Its product is annotated as 20 kDa chaperonin, chloroplastic. The record is from RefSeq and is a predicted model, not a curated record. Gene Ontology annotation, cellular component: mitochondrial matrix; chloroplast. Gene Ontology annotation, biological process: positive regulation of superoxide dismutase activity. The transcript is spliced from 6 exons. The coding region runs from base 182 to 946 and encodes 254 amino acids. NCBI's taxonomy places the organism in Eukaryota, Viridiplantae, Streptophyta, Magnoliopsida, Caryophyllales, Amaranthaceae. Gene Ontology annotation, molecular function: ATP binding; protein-folding chaperone binding; transition metal ion binding.
CCAUUCAAACGUUACAAUUCUCUAGAACUCUCCUUCUCUUCCCAUUUUAAAUUAUUAACACCGAAACUUCUAGGGUUUCAUUAUCCUAAUUCCUACCAUCAUCUUAUCUCUCACACUCUUUCUCUAUCUCAACUCACACACACACGAUUUGCAUCCAUCUUGCACUAAAAACAGCAGGGAAAUGGCAGCAGCCCAGCUUACAGCAACAAGUGUUUCAAGCAGAGGUUUGCCCACUUUUGAAGGGCUUAGACCUUCAGCAAUAAAGAUUGCUGCUUUUGCACCAUUAAAACAAGGGCUUAGUCAAAGGUGUUUCCGCCCUCUUGUUGUUAAAGCUGCUACUGUUGUUGCUCCCAAGUAUACCACAAUUACACCUCUGGCUGAUAGAGUGUUGAUCAAGAUCAAGGAAGCAGAGGAGAAGACUUCAGGUGGAAUUUUGCUACCCUCAACUGCUCUCAGUAAGCCACAAUAUGGUGAGGUGGUUGCUGUUGGAGAGGGAAGGACAAUUGGGAAGAGCAAAAUAGAAAUUGGUGUCAAGACUGGAAGCCAGGUAGUGUACUCAAAGUAUGCGGGGACUGAGUUGGAGUUUAAUGGGUCAAACCAUCUGUUAAUGAAGGAAGAUGACAUUGUUGGCAUCCUGGAGACAGAUGAUAUCAAGGAACUUAAGCCUAUGAAUGAGAGAGUCCUUAUUAAGGUUGCUGAGGCUGAACAGACAACUGCUGGAGGUUUGCUAUUGACAGAGGCAUCCAAGGAGAAGCCCUCAGUUGGCAGUGUAAUCGCCGUUGGUCCCGGUCCGUUGGACGAGGAAGGUAACAGAAAACCAUUGUCAGUAUCACCAGGUAACACAGUGAUGUACUCCAAGUACGCAGGGAAUGAGUUCAAGGGCAAAGACGGCUCAGAUUACAUUGUGCUUAGGUCGUCUGAUGUUAUGGCUGUGCUUUCUUCUUAGUUUACAAGUCCCGGGAUGUCUGUAGAAGUAACGUUUAGGUGGUAAUGAUUUUUGUAGCUACUGGCAGGAGCAUAAAAAGGUGUCUACUAUAACAACUCGUGUCCAUAGUUGUGCUUGCAUUUUUGAUUGUUGAGUUCAAUUUUCAUUUCAACAAUGUAUUCUUGAUCUUAAAUAUGAAACCAGUGAAACAGAAAGUUGAAGAUUGGUUUCAGUAUGAGAAGGCGGCUUUUUCCCCUGGAUGGAA